Messenger RNA from Penicillium brasilianum, 2593 nucleotides. The record is from the annotation of a GenBank genome assembly. Lineage: Eukaryota; Fungi; Ascomycota; Eurotiomycetes; Eurotiales; Aspergillaceae.
CGGAUGCCAAGGCUGCCGAGACCAUUAAUCUGCAAUCGAGAUCCGAUAAGCUUCAGAGGCCACGUUGAGAAUUAUACAAAGGAGCAGAGGCGUUGGGGACACGACAUAUAUAACUCGUCACUUAAUCCAGCAUUCCGUCUUCGCCUAAUAUGCUUCAACUUUCGCGAUGACAAGAACUAUCAAGCUGGCUCGAUGCCGCAAACGCACCAGCACCGGACGUCACCGCUUGCCGCCUAUUUCGGUAUUAGGUAUCAUAUGCAUGAUAUUGCUCGUGGUACCGACAGGAAGAGCACAUACCAGUCGCUUUGAAUAUGACAAACGAUCGUCCGAAGACUGGGGUGUGAUAGGCUCCCGGGUUGACUACGAGGAGCCUACCGAGGAACAAACGCAUAAGCUUCUCGACAGAGGGAACGAUAUUCAGAGAUCUCAGUCGAACAGGGUUGCCAUCAUUGGAGGCGGCAUCGGCGGCAUAUCCACCGCGUAUUUCUUAAUGAAUGAAAAGAACCGACCAGAUCUCACUCAAGUAACCAUCUUCGAAAAAGAACCUCAAUUCGGAGGACGAAUCCAUUUUAUACAAAUCUACGAUCACGGUACUACCGUGAACACGGCCGACCAUACCUUUGACGCGGACGAUGCUCUGAUCGAGGAAAUGUGUAGCCUUACAAGCAUACGACUUGAAAGCUGGUCGCAUGAUGGCUGGAAUACGGAAUCAAGAAGCUUUUUGUACUGGAUGAACAAAAUUCUAGGGAAUUCCGCGAGUUGUUCGGCCGAAGACCAGAGUGGAAUAACGUGGAUUGAGCUUGCACGUCUUUUGCGACGGAAUAUGGCCGAUCUUUCUUUCUGGAGAAAAUAUUUGGGAUACGUCCGUGUCGCGUUAAGGGAGAGUGGCAGAUCAAAUCGCUGGGAAAGACGAGGAGACGACUGCGGAAAAUGCACCAACCCUCUUCUACUGGCCGGAUCUCAGGCACAAGCCGGUCAGACUGUGCAGUUGAGAAGCCAAAUCGCACUCUCCGAUGACUUGUACAACAAGCCUCAGAAACAACUUCGAUGGAGUCAACAUGAUCGGAUCUUCACAGGUUUACUUGGUGAUCUAUACGAAUAUGAGGAAGUUACCUUACACUACGAUUCUGCGGUGACUCGAGUGACGAGGUACAGCAAUGGGACAUUUGGAGUACACUGGGUUCAGACUGGAGACGAUGGAUCUGAAAGGUCCCAUAUGGAACAGUUUGAUAAUGUGAUUAUCGCGGCACCUUUUCACCAAACAAAGCUUGAGAUUGAACCUCCUCUUCCCUUGGAACCAGAAAAGAUCACGUACGCGCCGAUUCAUGUUACAAGCCUUGUUUCACAAGCACUGCCCGACAGUCUUCUCCUCCAGUCCCAUGGAGAACGAUGGAGGACAUCGGCCGCCUUUCUGUGGCCUGCAUAUCUCCUCGAUCGAGUCCCCGGUUUGAACACAACGAGUCUCCCCUUCAUCGCUGUUGCCCGUGAACGAACCGUGUGCUAUGAUUACGACUCGUCACCGCACGAUCUCACAAGAGUGGUUUCGGGAGACUUGUUUUCGGGUGAUGACAUUGCGGCCUUGUUCCGCGAUGCACGCGAGAAUGUUACAUUCCCUCAUCAAUCAUGCUCUAUACCCCAACAAGCACAGCCUGAUGUGGUGCAGCCAAAAUACGAUAUUGUUAGGGAAGAACUUGCAUUGGAGAACGGUGCAGUCAACAGGUCGUCUGGGUGUGUGGAACGGCCGAUGAUAGCUUGGGUUCAUCGAGAUUAUUGGCCGGAUGGGUUGCCUAUUAUCAAGCAAGGUGGAAAGCAUGGUGAUCAUGGUCAAUGGAGGGAGUUGGUCCCGGGAAUGUUCUAUGUCAAUGGAUUCGAAGGGCGAGAAGGGGCGUCCGUGUCAAAGAGUAUUGCUAGUGGAAGGAAAGUGAAAGAUUUGCUGCUGGGGAGGUAUGCGGUUGGUUAAUCUUUAUUAUACCAUGGUCAGAAAAUCUACAACGCGGCCAUGAUUAGUGGGUGCAUAUGUAUUCUGGAAACAACCGAAAAAUAGUUUGAAAAAUAGGGUCUAUUGCAGAACCUUGAUAUUACACCCAGAGCUGAUUAUGAAUUCGCUCAACAAGAGGCUAAUUGCAACUCCGCAUGCUCUUCCACGAUACUAUGCUUAGUCAAAUAGCACCACCGCACUAUCUUUCACGAGUUUCGGUCCGAGCACCGCGGCAAGCUCAGCAACAAUGCCUUUGACCGACUGCGGACUAUCCAUCGGCAUUCUAUCCCAGCCAACAAGAUCCUAUCUGGUAUUAGAACUUGACGCCAUUAUUUGGUCCGAGAUAAAAGAGAUACUUACGUCCAUCUGGACGAAUGAUCCAUGGUACAGCAGAUACCAAUGGUCCAGGUCCAGGGCCUUCACCUCCUCCAGCGUCAACACACCGGGCAUAUUGAUGUCGAAGAGGGACAGUUCCGUUUCAUCCACGUCGGGGUCAAUAUCUGGGAACGGUCUGGCAUCUUGCGGGGCCCGCUCUCGGGACAUGGAGACAUAGGGCUGGGUGUCAAGCUUUUUGGAUAGCUCGCCAUCGAGCGGGUCCCAGUCGUAUGAUUCGGG